AUGAACAACAGUGCUGUUAUUUUACGGAGGAUGGAACCAACCAUUCCUGUCAUUAUGUUUAUUUUUGGUGUGAUAAGCAACUUGAUUGCCAUCGUCGUGCUUUGCAAAUCCAGAAAAGAGCAGAAAGAGACAACGUUUUACACCUUAGUUUGUGGACUUGCGGUAACUGAUCUUCUAGGGACCGUCCUUGCAAGUCCUGUUACCAUUGCAACUUAUGUAAAAGGGUCGUGGCCGGAUGGAGAUCCGCUGUGCCAGUAUUUUGGAUUCGUUCUGCUCUUCUUUUCUUUAGCAGGACUAAGCAUAAUAUGUGCUAUGUCCGUGGAGAGGUACAUAGCAAUCAACCACGCUUAUUUCUACAACGAUUACGUUGACAAAAAACUCGCAGGUUUCACGCUUUUUGCAAUUUACGUUUCAAAUAUACCAUUUUGCGCUUUGCCAAGUAUGGGAUUUGGUGAGGUGAAAAUGCAGUACCCACAAACCUGGUGCUUCAUUGACUGGAGAACUAAUAAGACUACGCAUGCUGCUUUCUCAUACAUGUAUGCUGGUGUUAGCUCUGCUCUUAUUCUGUCGACUGUGAUAUGUAAUAUACUAGUGUGCGGUGCAUUGAUCAGAAUGCACCGAAGAUUUGUACGAAGAACGUCAUUAGGGACUGAACAAGGAAGAGCGCCGGAGUCCGGGAGGAACCGCAACUUUGGACGGCUGGCUGGUGCUGAACUCCAAAUGGUCAUUUUGCUCAUAGCCACGUCUGCCGUGGUCCUCAUUUGCUCCAUUCCACUUGUCGUGCAGGUGUUUGUCAAUCAAUUGUACAAUGUUCCAGUGGAAACAAGGUUGGACAAGAAUCCUGAUCUUCUGGCAAUCCGUUUUGCUUCAAUCAAUCCUAUUUUGGAUCCCUGGAUCUACAUCUUACUCAGAAAAGCAGUACUCUUGAAACUCAUCGAAAACGUCAAGUGUCUGUUCUGCAAGCUCGGAGCUCAGGGCCAGCAGAGGCGAAGCAGCUUUCAGCGUAUGGAGGAGCAGCGAGUCUCGUCCACCUCCUCCAUACCCUCCCCAUCAUCUCUCAGGGAGGUCACGAGCACCUCCCAGACUCUGCUCUAUCUGUCUGAAGCCAACAAGGUCUUCCCGGGAGGCAGUCAUCCUAGUCAGUGUGGGUCCAGCCCAUCUGUGGACCACUCCUUCAAAGACCUCAGCUUGGGAUCCUCCAAUAGGAACAGCGUAGAUAGUGAGUCUGCAGCCUGCCCAAACACUAGCCCCAUAAACACCACCACUCGUACUUCUUGCUCAAAAGCCAAGCCUCUUCAAGUUACUUUGUCCAACAUGAGCUUCCAGGAGAAAGGUAUUUAGA
This is a messenger RNA of Electrophorus electricus (electric eel), 1342 nucleotides long. It is a transcript of the gene ptger4a, whose product is annotated as prostaglandin E receptor 4 (subtype EP4) a. Gene Ontology annotation, molecular function: prostaglandin E receptor activity. Gene Ontology annotation, cellular component: plasma membrane. Gene Ontology annotation, biological process: negative regulation of inflammatory response; inflammatory response; cellular response to prostaglandin E stimulus. Lineage: Eukaryota; Metazoa; Chordata; Actinopteri; Gymnotiformes; Gymnotidae. The record is from RefSeq and is a predicted model, not a curated record.